GACAUGUCGGCUUAUCCGAAUCGCCACAACCCCUUCGCCGACGAGGACGACGACGACGACGACGACGAGGAGGAGGAGGGGAGCGAGGCGGGGGGCCGCGGCCUGGGCCUGGGCCCGGAGGCGGAGCGGCAGCAGUCGCUGAGGGAACAGGCCAUGAGCAGCGCCCGGCGCGCCGUACAAAGCAGCGGCCGCAGUGUCGCCAUCAUCUAUGAGACGGAGCAAGUGGGCACCGACACGGCACAGGAACUACUGCGGCAAGGCGAUGCUCUGAGGCGAACGGAUAAAAUGCUGGAUAAAAUGGACCAGGAUUUGAAGGUCAGCCAGAAACACAUCAAUAGCAUCAAGAGCAUGUUUGGUGGCAUUACAAACUACUUCAAAGCUAAAAACCCUGAGCCACAGGCUUCUCCAGAACCGGAAAAGCAAAGUAGGAGCAAAUUGCAAGAGAGUUUGGAUAAAAGCAAGCAACAGGAUGAGCAGUACCAGGCAAAUCAUCCGAACCUGAGGAAACUGGACACAUCGGGUUUUGGAGCUGCGACUAGUUCUGCAGCAGAAAACAACAAUUGCCCCCGGAACAAUUACCUUCGCGCUUGCCAUGAUCAGAUGGAUGACAAUCUAGACGUGAUGACCUCUGGCCUGGGCCGGCUAAAGGGGCUAGCCAUGGGCCUGCAGACAGAAAUCGAUGAACAGGAUGAGAUUAUUAACCGGGUGGCAGGCAAAGUUGACCGAGUGGAGACCAAGAUCGGAGCAACGGAUCGACAGCUACGUAAACUUUGAAGGAGCAUUGAUUAGUUUAGGCUCCAUCGGAUGUACAUCCACGAGCAUUCAUCUUGUAGAAACAGCACCUUUUUAAAAAAUACCCAGAUCCUACGGCGAAUGGAGUUUAAGAAUGCAAAUUCUCAAGAAAUUGAAUUGGUCCUCGCUGAAAUAUGUUUCUGUAUUUUCAGGGAAGAUGGACACAAAACGCUGGAGUAACUCAGCGGAACAGGCGGCAGCAGCAGCAGCUCUUGAGAGAAGAAAUGGGUAAUGUUUCGGGACAAGACUCUUCUUCAGAAAAAGGGGUCUCAACCCGAAACGUCACGCAUUCCUUCUUCGGGGAAGGGUCGCGGCCCAAAAAUGUCACCCAUCCCUUCUCUCCAGAUAUGCUGCCUGCCCCGCUGAGUUACUCCGGCAUUUUGUGUCUGUCUUCAGUGUAAACCAGCAUCUGUAGUUCCCUCCGAUACAUUUCGUCCGAAUUUUCAGGAAUGGAUUUAACUACUGUUGUGCCUGCAUUCAGAUUGACAUUAAUUACUGGCACGGUGUAUAUGAAGCUGACGGUAACCUGCAAGAUUAUAUGGUUUAAUUAUUAUUGAUUAUAUGUGUCAAUUUAUAAGGAACUAUGAUUUAGACGCCGCUAAUGCAAACCUGGAUGAAUUUUGCUGCACUUGCAUUGAUAUUCUCGUAACUGCAGGAGUCAGGAGAGGUCGAGACAAAAUGCUGGAUUACUCCAGCAUUUUGUGUCUACCUGCGAUUUAAACCAGUAUCUGCAGUCUUUUCUUGCGCAGUCACUGUUUGAGAGGUCACUGUUUGAUGAUACUAAAAACUAACUAGCUACACUUCUGAACUAUUGUCCAGAGGGUUAGGUUUAGCCGGACGAAAAUUGUGUGCUAAUGUUACAUUCUGUACAUUCCCUCUCACCCAUUCAGUGCGUGUGAUUUGGUUUGCUUUGUACAGAUGCCCUGCGUAUCUCUAUUAAUUGUAGCGAUUUUUAUUCUGAUUUGUAUCUCGAGCAUCAAUAAAGAUUUUGGAAAUAUUUCACAGAAA
Messenger RNA from Leucoraja erinaceus (little skate), 1800 nucleotides. RefSeq names its product synaptosome associated protein 29 (gene snap29). Gene Ontology annotation, cellular component: SNARE complex; plasma membrane. Gene Ontology annotation, biological process: synaptic vesicle fusion to presynaptic active zone membrane; synaptic vesicle priming; exocytosis. Lineage: Eukaryota; Metazoa; Chordata; Chondrichthyes; Rajiformes; Rajidae. The record is from RefSeq and is a predicted model, not a curated record. Gene Ontology annotation, molecular function: syntaxin binding; SNAP receptor activity.